CUCAGACUGAAUCUCUAUCUUCCCUCUUUCGAUUUCCAGCCACGGCAACCAGUGAUUUAAACUGUCUUUUUCGUUGCGCGGUGAAAGGUUGCGUUUAUCCGCACUUUUCCCGGCGGUUAAACGGGGAUUAAAGAAAACAGAGCAGUUAACACGUAGAAAACAAGAUUGAAAAGCAAACAAAACUUGGAUCUGUUGCGUUUGCGUUCCGUAACCAAAGCGGAACAUACCUCAAUCCCUCUUGUGAUUAUUUCCUCUUUUCUCUGGACGAAAGGGCUGUUGGAUUGGGUUCGAGCAAUCGGGCUUUGUACUUCUCAGCGGCGUGAAACAAGUUUAUACGUGUUUUUAGCCUAAACGCGGAGGUCACGUUUUACAUGUAAGGGAAAGUGACUAAUUCCAUCCUGGUGGUUGACUGGCACCGAUUCUAAAGUUAGUUUCCAGAUGCAGAGUAAACAAACACGGUUCGCGAGCGAAGAAAGACACUGCCUAUCCGUGCAAGCGUUUACUUAGAGACCCUUUGCGUUUUUCUUCACUGGGAGUUUUGAGAAGAAGGCUUGUUUUUGAGGAGCAGGGCUUGUUUCUCGAUGCACUGAAUGAGGAGGAACGUCCCAUGUGCGGCUUUCACUCUUUCUGACAACCCUCCAGCCCCAAGGUUUUCUGUGGUGCAUCUUGAGUCUACUGAACAUCCCUUUAAUGCCUUGCUGCUGCGGUAACAUGUCCGACUUGGAUCAUUCCCUUCAGAAACGCUUCCUCUGAUGCCCGUUCGCUCAAGACAGUUCUUCUCAACGUCCCUGUUGAACUUGGGAACCUUGUAACACCUACCUGAAGCAUUCCUGUAUCACCCAGUCUUACGUUUACAAACGGAUCACCGGAAGUCUCACUUCCUGAGGCGUGACUGAAACUCAAGGAGUCAAAAUGGCUAACAACACUGCGGACCACCCGCCCGGGAACUCGGUCGCUGAGGUCGACCAUGAAGGGGAUUUUGGCUGCACGAUGAUGCAGCUCCGCGAGCUGAUGGAGCUCCGCAGUGGCGAGGCGGUCAACAAGAUUGCAGAAUGUUAUGGAGAUGUGCAAGGGAUCUGCCGCAGGCUCAAGACCUCACCUAUCGAGGGACUCUCUGGUAACCCUGCUGAUUUGGAAAAGCGUCAUGCAUCGUUUGGUAAAAACUUCAUCCCCCCCAAGAAGCCCAAGACCUUUCUGCAGUUGGUAUGGGAGGCCCUGCAGGAUGUCACCCUCAUUAUUCUGGAGGUGGCAGCCAUUAUUUCUCUCGGCCUGUCCUUCUACCACCCUCAGGGGGAAGGCAAUGACAGCUGCGGCCAAGCGUCCGGGGGUGUUGAGGAUGAGGGAGAGGCCCAGGCAGGCUGGAUCGAAGGUGCUGCCAUCUUGUUCUCAGUCAUUAUCGUGGUGCUGGUGACCGCCUUCAACGAUUGGAGUAAAGAAAAGCAGUUCCGUGGGCUGCAGAGUCGCAUCGAGCAGGAACAGAAGUUCACCGUCAUUCGCAAGGGUCAGGUCAUCCAGAUCCCAGUGGCUGAAAUCGUUGUGGGAGACAUUGCACAAAUCAAAUACGGUGACCUCCUCCCAGCUGAUGGUAUCUUGAUCCAGGGUAACGACCUGAAGAUUGAUGAAAGCUCACUGACUGGGGAGUCUGAUCAGGUCCGUAAAUCCCUGGAGAAGGACCCCAUGCUCCUUUCUGGAACUCAUGUGAUGGAGGGAUCUGGCCGAAUGGUGGUCUCUGCCGUGGGCCUGAACUCUCAGACUGGAAUCAUUUUCACCCUCUUGGGCGCCGGCGGUGAGGAUGAGGAGAAGAAGGUGAAGAAAGGUAAAAAACAAGGACCCCCUGAAAAUCGCAACAAAGCUAAGACCCAGGAUGGCAUUGCUCUGGAGAUCCAACCGCUGAAGAGCGAGGAAGGUGUUGAGUCAGAGGAGAAGGAGGAGAAAGAAGAAAAGGAGAAAAAGAAGGUCAACGUCACCAAAAAAGAAAAGUCGGUGCUGCAGGGCAAGCUGACCAGGCUAGCUGUUCAGAUUGGAAAAGCAGGUCUCAUCAUGUCUGCAGUGACCGUCAUCAUCCUCAUCCUGUACUUUGUCAUUGAUACAUUCGGUGUCCAGGGCCAUGAGUGGACGGCAGAGUGCACUCCAAUCUACAUUCAGUACUUUGUGAAGUUUUUCAUUAUUGGUGUGACCGUGCUGGUGGUAGCGGUGCCUGAGGGGCUGCCUCUGGCUGUCACUAUCUCUCUGGCUUAUUCCGUGAAGAAAAUGAUGAAAGAUAACAACCUUGUAAGGCACCUGGAUGCUUGUGAGACCAUGGGUAAUGCCACGGCCAUCUGCUCUGACAAAACCGGAACGCUGACUAUGAAUCGAAUGACGGUGGUACAGGCUUACAUAGGUGACACACACUAUAAAAGCAUUCCUGAACCAGAAGCUGUUAAUUCAGAGACUCUGGAGCUACUGGUGAACAGCAUCUCUAUAAACUCGGCCUACACCACCAAGAUCCUGCCGUCAGAGAAGGAGGGAGGUCUGCCAAGGCAUGUGGGUAAUAAGACAGAGUGUGCCCUUCUUGGUCUGGUUUUGGACCUGAAGAGAGACUAUCAGCCUAUCAGAGAUGAAGUUCCUGAGGAAAAACUUUAUAAAGUUUACACGUUCAACUCCUCCCGAAAGAGCAUGAGUACCGUGCUAAAGAACGCCACUGGUCCCGGCUUCCGAAUGUACAGCAAGGGCGCCUCCGAGAUUGUCCUGCGCAAGUGUUCCCAUAUCCUUGAUGCUUCAGGCCAGCCACGUGUCUUCAAGGCCAAAGAUCGGGAUGAGAUGGUGAGGAAAGUGAUCGAGCCAAUGGCCUGUGACGGGUUAAGGACCAUUUGCGUAGCCAUGAGGGACUUCACAACAGAGCCAGACUGGGACAACGAGGCUGACAUUCUGAAUGACCUGACCUGCAUCUGUGUCGUGGGCAUCGAAGACCCUGUUCGCCCUGAGGUUCCUGAGGCUAUCUCUAAAUGUCAGCGAGCAGGCAUCACUGUCCGUAUGGUCACCGGAGACAACAUCAACACUGCCCGUGCCAUUGCCACCAAAUGUGGAAUCCUGCAGCCUGGAGAAGACUUUCUCUGCCUGGAGGGCAAAGAUUUCAACCAGCAGAUUCGCAAUGACAAAGGAGAGGUUGAACAAGAGCGUCUUGACAAGGUCUGGCCCAAAUUGCGUGUUCUGGCUCGUUCCUCCCCAACAGACAAACAUACUCUGGUUAAAGGCAUCAUUGACAGCACAGUUGGAGAAACCAGACAGGUGGUGGCUGUGACUGGAGACGGCACUAACGACGGUCCUGCCCUUAAGAAAGCAGAUGUUGGAUUUGCUAUGGGUAUUGCAGGUACAGAUGUUGCAAAGGAGGCCUCUGACAUCAUUCUUACUGAUGACAACUUCACCAGUAUUGUCAAAGCUGUGAUGUGGGGGCGUAAUGUCUAUGACAGUAUCUCCAAGUUUCUGCAGUUUCAAUUGACUGUCAAUGUGGUGGCUGUGAUUGUUGCUUUCACUGGAGCCUGCAUCACACAGGACUCUCCACUUAAAGCUGUUCAGAUGUUGUGGGUAAAUCUGAUUAUGGACACACUGGCUUCUUUGGCUCUGGCAACGGAACCCCCAACAGAAUCACUCCUGCUGAGGAAACCUUACGGCCGAGACAAGCCCCUCAUUUCCAGGACUAUGAUGAAGAACAUAUUGGGUCAUGCUGUUUACCAACUUAUCAUCACAUUUACUCUUCUUUUUGCUGGUGAGAAGUUCUUCAACAUUGAUAGUGGCCGCAAUGCUCCUCUGCACUCCCCGCCAUCUGAACACUACACCAUAAUCUUCAAUGUCUUCGUUAUGAUGCAACUUUUCAAUGAGAUUAAUGCCCGCAAGAUCCACGGAGAGAGGAACGUGUUUGAGGGAAUUUACAGGAACCCCAUUUUCUGCAGUGUUGUUUUGGGAACCUUUGCUCUGCAGAUAAUCAUAGUGCAGUUUGGAGGGAAGCCUUUCUCUUGCACGGCCCUCACCAUCGAUCAGUGGCUCUGGUGUGUCUUCAUAGGAGUUGGCGAGCUGCUCUGGGGCCAGUUCAUCUCUGCCGUUCCCACACACCGCCUCAAGUUCCUGAAAGAGGCUGGCCACGGCAUCCCCAAAGAGGACAUCCCCGAGGAAGUGCUAACCGAAGGUGCGGAUGAAAUUGACCAUGCUGAGAUGGAGCUGCGCAGAGGACAGAUCCUAUGGUUCAGAGGACUCAACCGCAUCCAGACUCAGAUGGACGUGGUUUAUACAUUCCAGACAGGCCAAACGGCGGUGCCUGGGGCCCUGCGUCGCCAGCCCUCCGUGGUCAGCCAGCACAACGACAUUAAGGUGGUGAACGCAUUCCGUAGCUCCCUAUACGAGGGCCUAGAGAAGCCAGAAUCAAGAAGCUCCAUCCAUAACUUCAUGUCCCACCCUGAGUUUGUACCCCUCUCCGAGGAGGAACCCCGCGUCCCCACGAUAGACGAGGGCUGUGUAGAGAUCGAGAACCUUCCCUCCUCUUCCAGAAACGGAGGGGGCGGCGAACCCCCGGGCCGCUCUCUUCACAGCCACGAAUUCUCCGUGUGAACCUCCCAUCGUUCUCCUGUCCCGAAAUCAUCGUGUUUUUAUUUUUUUUGUGUGUUUUGUUUGUUCUGUUUUUAAAAUCUGUGCAACACUCCUCCGGUGGAGCCCUGCUGAUGCACAUCUGAGAGACAGCAGCACCUACAGCAGCCGAUGGGGCGACUGAGAUCCCUUUUUCCUCUGCUCCUUCCUCCCCACCCCUCUGCCCCUCUCGACUUGCACUGUGUCGGCAGCAGCAGCAGCGCUCUGUAAGUACAUGCGGCUGUGCUGCAGCCCAUGUGACGUAUGGCCUAACUUACACACUAGAGGGCGACGCUGCGGCAAACGCCCUCUCUCCGCCUGUCACUGGCAUUUUUAUCUCUUUUACAGUUGUGAUUUUUCUCAUUUUUAUAUUGUCAUGUCUCUGGUCUUGUGUAAUGCUGUAAUCAUUUUUGUUAUUUGUCCCAGGACUCUCAGUUACAGCUUUUUUUUUUUUCCUGUUGAUACAGCCGAUAAUAUUCAUGCACUCAGUUGCUAUUUGAAUAGAUUUCUUUUUUUUUUUUUUUUUUUUUCUCUCUCUCAAUUUGCUCUGUUUUAAGGUGGUUUGAAAAACAUGGCAGUGAAGCUACUCAUGUUGUUUUAGUUUUAAAAAUGUUUUUAUGCUAUAAUGGACGUUUUAAGUGGUUCAGACACUACAUUCAUGUCAUGUGUUCAGACAUUGUCACAUACGAUGCUGUUAGGCUCAUUUUGGGUAUUCUGUCACUUUAUAUGUACAGAUUUAAGGCUGCUAUAGUGAACGCUAGCAGAAUAAAAGACUAUAAUAAAUAUACUCGAUAGCCGAGUUAAGAAUACCUGAUUGGCUCUUAAGGGGGCAGGGAGGGUCAUCCUACACAUCAUCUCAUCGGAAUCGCACCCAAUGGGCAUCUCUAGUCUCUUGUUAAUGCUCAUCUGCCUCAAAACAAAUGCCCAGUUUAAUUGACCAAGUACUUUAUCAAAGGUACAGCACCUCAUCAUUAAGAGUGCAUGUAUCCGUCUUUAGGUUCAUCCGUGUCUGAUUGUAUGGGAAUGGGAAUUGUAUUACUAACCUUAACGGGAUAUAACGACUAAUGAAUAGGAUUUUCUUUUUUCUCUUUUCAUCCUUAGAAGAAAAAAAAAUGCGAUAGAGGUGAUUUCUGUAUGCGUGUACUUUUAAAUCCAGUCUUUUCUCACCUCAGCUCUGCAAUUAGGUGUUCUCCUUGCUAUCUAACAUCAGGCUGUGCUCCACAUAAGCUCCAAGUUACUCAGACGGCACUGGCAGAGCUCCAAAAUCCCAUCCCUGAACUUAGCCUGCGAGGGUAAGGGUACUGCACGUAGUAAGCAUGCUUUUGCUAUUUAAAAAAAAAAAGAAAAAGAAAGAAAACACUUCAACAACACAAUAGCAUGCAGCAAGGGCCUCUGUUGGGCCCUUUGAGCUCCGUUUGAACCUGGAUGACAAACUAGAUUGGACUGUAAGAGUGCGGCCUCAACGACAUGUGCUUUUUAUUAGCCAAAACAUACUACUGCCAUAGACCGACCUUCCGCUCAUACCGAUCUAGGUUCGAUGGAUUCCUCAAAUUACACCUUUUUCUACUUGCUCAGAGCCAUAUUUUAUAGAUUGUUCUUUUAUAUCCCAUUGUUUUUGCAGUUUAUUUUGUAUUUCCAACCAAAUUCGAAAAACACACAGAGAGUCACUGCCUAAAGAAAAAAGGAAAAAAAAAACCUAGAUGGACCACUUUAAUGUUUACGGAAAGGUUCCACAGCAGUCGGCUGAUGCUGCACUUCCCCCUACUGGCAGUUUUUUGUUAUUUCGCUUAAGUGGAACAUGGUAUGUUACUGUGGGGAAGCAUGCAUGAAUUUCAUAUAAAACUCAAUGUUUUGUUCCUUUUUUACAAUUGUUCUGUAUUUUUAUAUUAAGUACUUUUUAAUAUUUUGGGAAAAUAUAUAAAUAUAGGUGUAUAGGCCAGAGAGUUUGGUGACAUGACAAAUUAGCAAAAUAAGCAGUUGAGUACAUAUUGCAGUUUAUAUAUAUAUACAUAUAUAUAUAAAUAUAAAUAUUUAUGCCACGUUUGUAACCACAUGCGGUGUCAGAUUUAAUGUCCAAGCUGAGAAAGUUAAGUGUUUACUGUAAAGUCAAGGGGGUCUGGUCGAAUCGUCUAACAGAAGAGUGAGCAUUUAAUGGCCUUAUCCCGAAUAGCGUACUCCAAAUCUGCAGCCCCAGAUAGAUGUUUGAAAUAUUAUGAUUUGCCACCUAAUUGGAAUCUGUUAUGAAAAUGUUAAUCAAAGCUUUUGAGGUUUUCGAACUCGACUCCUAUGUUUUUGGUAAAGCAUAAUUUAUUUUCUGUGAGACUUCUGUUUCACCCAUUAAAGUGGCAAAGUGUCUCUAUGGCAAAAAAAGAGAUUAUUACAGUGCGUAUUCUGUGUUGUCAUUUAACUUUGUUUUUGUGAAAACUUUUUUUUUUUUUUUUUUUUUUUCGUCAUACGCAGCUCUGGAUAUAAACGAAACAUACGUACUGUAUGUUACUCACAAUGUAUUUGACUUGUUGUGGAAGCGGUCGAAAAGGUUUCCAGUUAGAGCUUUAUAUAAAUUCUGCCAAAGUGUUGCUUUGUACAGUCAGUUCUGACUUUUGUCUAUGUCCUUGUUCAUUUGGAAUAACUUAUAACUGGAUUUCACCCGUAUUUGGAUUUCUUUCCCACAAGGAUCUAAAAUAUGCCCCCUUCACUUCUGUUUUUGUUCAUUACUUGAUCAGAAUGGAUGCAGACAAAAAGGGGAAACGAUCAAAGCCAUUGUCUUUCUUUUUAUUUUCUUAUUCUUCCCUUUAAUAGCUCUUUAUAACGAUUUCUGUUAUUGCACAUGUUUUUCUCUCUCGCAUUGUGUAAACUGAGAAUUGCUUCAAGGUGUCGUGCAAUAACUUUUGAAUUUUACCGCAUUACUACUCUGCUGAAGUUGUCUGACAGUUCUUGUUUGCUUGGUUGGGGACGGGAGGAAAUGAUACACCACAGCUGUAAAUAAAAGAUUGUUUUAAAACUGGAAUAUAACAUUAAGUUAUAACCACUUAUUUUGCAUAUAUUUAGUCCAUUUACAUCUGAUGUUGAGUGAAAUGAAAAUUGUAUUUGUCUGCGGGGAAAGCAGUCAAUAGAACAUCUGAUUUCUGUAAUUCAUAUGAAACACAGUAAUAUAUACUGCUGUUAUUUUUGUAUAAACAUAAUAUCAUCGAUGUGGCAUGCAUUACUUAUAAACAAAUUGGUGGUUCGAAGCAAUAUGUACAACCUGGUGCGAUUGGUAUUUUUAGUGUCCUGUGUAGCUUAAACCACGCUGUACUUGAGGAAAAAAAAACUGCAUUGGAAAAAAAAUCGUAAGUGUUCAAUAUAUGUGUUCAAUGUUCUGCAUGAUUACAUAUGGAAUGAGGCGUCCCCAAAUGUUUACUUGUUUCCAGAGUGAAUGUGACACACGUACGUACGCACACACACACACACACACACGCACACACGCAUCAAUAGACUCUACGAAGGAAACACACACUGACUCGAUGCUGUUUCAGAGAAGAACGUUCCGUACCGAGGAGAUGAAAGCAUCUCGUUUCUUGUCUAGACAUCACGAGAGAGCACUACUCCAUUAAGUUUCCUAAUUACUGGGGUGUGGGAAUUGGGGAAUGACUGCCAGAGUAUGUGCUUGAACAAUCUCUGGUCUUUUUACCAGUUACGCUUCGCUUCGUUACUUUUAUAGCCAUAAGCAGUGGCUGUCGAUUGAACUGCUUAAUUGCAGAGUGGUACGAGCUUUGAUGUUCCAUCACCUUAUUGUGUGGGUUACCGACUCCAUCCAGACAGCUCCCUCUCAUCCAUGCAUGAUCCAUCAAAGAUGAAAGACGCUAGCGCAGUACAGCUGAAGGACUUGCGUUUUCAAGGUAGGCAACAGUCGUACUUGAGUCCCCAUCUCACUUUCCUGAAAUGCACUGAUUCCCUUUACUCUUUAUCCUUACUCUUCUCCUCUAUUUGAGGGCUUUGAGAGAGAGAGAGAGAGAGAGAGAGCAUUGUUUAAUAAACUAGUUAGUUAUUCCAUUAGCCAAUGAAUGUGUAGUGUUCAAUUCAAAAACACAGGUUUUUUUUUUUUUUUAUUAUUGAUACAUGUCAAUGCAUUCUUAAAAUUAGAUUGGUUCCGUAACAUUUAUCAAACCUUUUCAUUCCACAAAAGGUUCUUUACAGUGAAAGAACGGUCCUUUAGAUUAUUAAAACGCUCUUCAUGCUAAGAGGCUGUUCACACAGAAUCUGUCCAUUUCGCCACAUAUAUAUAUACUUUUUUUUUUUUUUUAGCGUGAAAAAUUACUAGACGUCAUUAAAAAAAAAAAAAGUCAAAGUAAGGGCCUUUUUCAAAAACGAGGCCUUUCAUUUUAACCAUUGCACUUCAUGUGUGUCACUUUUUUUUUUUUUUUUUUUUUUUUUUUUUAGCUAGUGUGCAUUCUGUGUGAAAGACCUCUACAAUGGUUCUAUUGAGAACUGUUCACUGGCAGGUUCUUCAGGCAGCCCAAAAUGGUUCCUCUAUGGUGAUCUCUAUAACCCCCCGUUUGGAACCUUUAUUUUUAAGAGUGUAGAUUAAAGCGCGUCAUUACCAUUUGUUCUCAUCAAAAGCAGAAUCAUGCCAUUAAAGACUUAAGCUAUUCAAAUUAGGCUUAUGCGUUACGUUUAAUACUUUUUCUGAACAAGAUCUCUCUUGAAGGACAAGGGCUUUGCUUAGCAAGGGAUAAAAUGUUGGGAAAAAAUCAGUUUACAGUCACUUUACAGAUACAGAAAUGUAGUGUGUUUUGUAUAUAUGUAUUUUUUUUUUUUUUUUUUUUUUUAACAUCUCUAGGAUCACAGAAGUGCCAAUGGACCACAUGGACAACCUGCACCACUGUGUCUGAUUGAUUUAGUCCUGAGUAGUUGAUUAAAAAUGAGAAAACUGUGUCUUUGAUCAUGGGUUUGGGAAAAAUGCGGAGGCCUUAAUUGAUUCCAACUGAAAGUGAAUAUGUUUUGCAUUUAUUUUGAAUAAUUGAAUUGAAAAUGUCGACUGGUGAAUCUAAAAAGCCCAAUGUGUCCCGGUGUCAUGUAUGUGUUUACAGUCUCUUUAAGAUGCCAGAGAUUAUGUUCUCACCUAAUGUAAUGUAGAUUUAAGGGCUAUAAGGUGACAGUAGGGGGGAUACACUGUUACCGAAUAUGUGUCUAAUGAUGAGAAGUUGACUCAAAAUGUUCUUGUGAGAAAGAAGUGUACGCUUGGUUUGUUUUCCAUUGUCAAAGUGUGCAUUGAGCUAAUUUUGAUCCAUGCUAAAUUCAUGUAAAGUUGACCCAGCUGUGUCGAUCUUAAUGCUGCAUGAAUGGGGAAAAUCACCAUAAGCAGAUGAAUUACCAUUUCAUUAGUUGUCGGUGCGCUUUUGGAGUGAGUAGUUGAGUAUGUGUUUUAGAUUCAGACAACAAAGUGUGUGCUAGAAGAGAAGAUCUUGAUUCUUGAUCUGACGGUCACAGUGUCUGCGGUCAGUGUGUGUUUUAAUUGGCGGGGGGAGUAAAAAAAGUCCAGAUUUUCUUGAGCCCUUCUUUCAUUUAGCUUUUGUGAGAAUCAUUAUCAUGCUGAAAUGUCAGUCCUGCUUGCUUCGAACUAUGCAACAGAUUCAUUGGAUUAAAAUAUGAUGAAUUAUUUAUUCUUCUCUUAGCUGUCAUAACAAUGCUCUCUCUCUCUUUUCCUUUCUCUGUUUCUCUCUCUCUGUACGCUUGCUUUCUUUCGUCGAAGUGAAUUCAGUCAUGCCCAUAUUUCAUUAUUUAUACUAACGCAAGUGUAUUAUCUAUGUAAUGUAUGUGUGUGAUGUGCACACAUUCAAGUUUUCUUUACUUUUUUGUAAUAUAUGAUCAUGUGGAAUGCCUUGUUCUUUAUGUCCUGUCGUUUAAAUCUAACAGAACAAAAUGAAAAAAAAAAAGGAUAAUCAAGCAAUUGAAGUCAAAGUUAUAUAAACUAUAUAUACAUAUAUACAAAUCUCUAUAUAUAAAUAAAGCCAUUAGAAUUUGAAAUACAA
Messenger RNA from Puntigrus tetrazona (Sumatra barb), 10607 nucleotides. It is a transcript of the gene atp2b4, whose product is annotated as ATPase plasma membrane Ca2+ transporting 4. The transcript has 22 exons. NCBI's taxonomy places the organism in Eukaryota, Metazoa, Chordata, Actinopteri, Cypriniformes, Cyprinidae. Gene Ontology annotation, cellular component: intracellular membrane-bounded organelle; membrane. The coding region runs from base 913 to 4581 and encodes 1222 amino acids. Gene Ontology annotation, molecular function: ATP hydrolysis activity; ATP binding; PDZ domain binding. The record is from RefSeq and is a predicted model, not a curated record. Gene Ontology annotation, biological process: calcium ion transmembrane transport; regulation of cytosolic calcium ion concentration.